This is a messenger RNA of Sesamum indicum (sesame), 1816 nucleotides long. RefSeq names its product type I inositol polyphosphate 5-phosphatase 4. NCBI's taxonomy places the organism in Eukaryota, Viridiplantae, Streptophyta, Magnoliopsida, Lamiales, Pedaliaceae. Gene Ontology annotation, biological process: phosphatidylinositol dephosphorylation. The record is from RefSeq and is a predicted model, not a curated record. Gene Ontology annotation, molecular function: inositol-polyphosphate 5-phosphatase activity; phosphatidylinositol-3,4,5-trisphosphate 5-phosphatase activity; phosphatidylinositol-4,5-bisphosphate 5-phosphatase activity.
AAUUUCAUCAAAUCUGUGACCUUUGACCUUCCUUAUGUCAUCUCUCUCUCUCUCUCUCUCUCUCUCUUGUGAUUACCGCUUCAGCCACAAGUUGUUGAGGCUUGUUUUUGUCUGUUUUAUAAUCUCUUUGUGCAGGCGAUCUAUACUAUAUUCGCUUUACGCCUUACAGUAUAGGCCAAAUUUGUUGUUCAUUCGCAAGAGUGGUUACCAAAUGUACAACUUUCCAUCAUGAGAAAUUUGGAGCCCGUUCUUUAACUACUUGUGAUUGGGGAAUGGACUAUCAUUUAUUUUCCUCGCCGUAAUGGAAAGAAAGCGCCGAAGCUGGAGAGUGAGAAGGAUUCAUCGCUGGUUUUUGAGGAAGCAAAAGAGAGCCGACCCAUUUCAACUCACUGGAAUUUCAGAUGGUGGUGAAGAUGAAGAUGAUUUCACAGAUGAUUUCUCAUCUCCAUCACCGGCGGUGAACCGAUGCAUUGGAAACAAUGAAUUAAGAAUAUUUGUGGGUACUUGGAAUGUGGCGGGAAGGUCUCCAGUGGGAAGCUUGGAUGUAGAUUUGGAUGAAUGGCUAAAUCUCAGAGAUGCAGCUGACAUCUACGUUCUUGGCUUACAAGAAAUUGUACCGUUAAAGGCGGCAACUGUAAUUGGAGCAGAGGACCCAACAGAAGCAACGAACUGGAAUCUACUAAUUGGAAAAACACUCAACAACAAAUAUGGAUGCCCAUGGCUAACACCUUUGGUACAUCCCAUCACCAAUGAGAAUUACCAUUAUGAUAGAGUUCCCGACUCUGAAAGACAACCUAACUACAGCAACCAAACGGCAAAUCUUGCAAACAAUCAACAUGGAAUUCGGUUUGAGCAUCGGAAUCAAUUGAGUAGGUACAAAUUAAUGGCAAGCAAGAAGAUGGUUGGAGUCUUUAUUAGUGUCUGGAUGAGAAGGGAAUUGCUUAAGAGGUACGAGAUAUCAGGUGUGAAAGUUUGUUCAGUGGCUUGUGGAAUAAUGGGUUAUUUGGGAAACAAAGGAUCAGUUGCUGUAAGCAUGUCGAUUGGUGGAAUUAGUUUUUGCUUCAUAGCUGCCCAUUUGGCCUCUGGAGAAAAGAAAGGUGAUGAAGGGAGAAGGAAUCACCAGGUCUCGGAGAUUUUUAGGAGAACCUGUUUCCCAAGGCUACCCGAGGAUGGCGACAAGCUUCAUCCACUAACCAUAUUAGGACAUGAUCGGAUAUUCUGGUUUGGAGAUCUCAACUACAGACUAUACCUAGAAGACAACUUAGCCCGGCAGCUAAUACAAGAACAAGAUUGGAGAGCAUUACAGAAGUUUGAUCAGUUGCGGAGGGAACUUGAGCAUGGUGGUGUAUUUCAGGGUUGGAGAGAGGGAAACAUUGAAUUUGCACCCACUUACAAGUAUUCUUCCUACAACUGCAACAGGUAUUCAGGUGGAAUUCCAAGUAGAGCAGGAGAGAAGCAAAGAACACCAGCAUGGUGUGAUAGGAUUCUGUGGUAUGGUAAAGGAGUGAGGCAACUUUCCUAUUUUCGCAGUGAAAGCAAAUUUUCCGAUCAUCGACCUGUAUCAGCUCUGUUCUCUACUCAAAUUGAAGUAGUACAAUCUGCAAUUUCAAGUUGUCCAACAGUCCCAACUACCCUCCUCACGAAAACUCCGAGCAAAAUGAGACAUCAACCCGAAAUGGCUAGUGGGGAGGCUACACCCACCUUGCUGUCAUUAAUUGUGCAGGAUAUGUAAGCUUCACAAACAAAUAUAUAGACUUGUGUGUCUGCAGGACACAAUUACCUAUAUCAUUUUAUUGAUACUGAAAAACUUCAUACA